Molecule: messenger RNA, 1038 nt
Organism: Diaporthe batatas
Lineage: Eukaryota; Fungi; Ascomycota; Sordariomycetes; Diaporthales; Diaporthaceae
Exons: 3
Coding region: 88-948 (286 amino acids)
Molecular function (GO): metallopeptidase activity
Source: RefSeq, a predicted model, not a curated record
CUUGAACUUUUCUCAGAAAGAUCAAUCACCGACGGGGCGCGUACGAUCUUUUCUUUUUGAAGCCGGCGAGAAAACGAUCAAGGCAAAAUGUUCAAGCAUGCUGCUGCUGCUUCGGUAGCAUUUCUCUCUUUGUUGAGUGUGCCCGUGCUGGCGCUGAAUUGCCUCAACGAUGACCUUGGUGUGGUGGAGCCGUUGAACGCUGCCCUCCCGGUGUACAGCAAGCGGCAAGAUGCGGCUACUGCGGUCGACGUUUACUUCCAUGUCACCAGCACGGAGGCAAACAAGGACAGAAUCACAGACGACAUCGUUGAUGCCCAGUGGGAGGUGCUGCAGUCUACCUUUCUUGACUACGGCUUCAACCUAACACUGGUCAAUGUUUCGCGAAUCGUUGAUGAUGUAGCCGGCAAGGGCUUCUACGCGGAUGAUAGCAUCCUUAUUCCCGACUUUGACGCAUACCUCGCCUUCCGCACGGCAACACGACGAGGCGGCUACGACGCCCUCAACGUCUACUUCUUCUCGGACCUCAAUGGCGGCAUUAGUGGGCAGUGCAAUUGGCCAACCGUCACCCAGGAAGGUACUGAGUACUUCUACCAGGAUGGGUGCUGGUUGAAUGGGGAUUCAAUGCCUGGCCUGAGCCGCAACGAGUCGACGCCUCCCAAUAAGGGCCACGCUGCUCUCCACGAGGUUGGGCACUGGUUUGGGUUGAUGCACACCUUCCAUGGCAGGCCCUGUGAGCUUGGGAACGAUCAGGUUGAAGAUACGCCAGCGCAGGCAGGUUCAACUGUGGGCUGCCCCAUUGGAAGAGACUCUUGCCCCGACUUGCCCGGCUUGGAUCCGAUCCACAACUUUAUGGAUUAUUCAGACGAUACUUGCACUAACGAGUUCACGCCUGGGCAAACGGAGCGAAUGCACCAGCAAUUCGACAUUUACAGGAGGCCCGAAGCUUAGAAAGGUUCAGGUCAGAUAUUAGUGAUCGAUUGGGGUCUAAUGACUUUAUGUCCUAGGGGAGUCGACCAGUGGUGCUUCAGAAAGGAAGGA